This is a messenger RNA of Musa acuminata subsp. malaccensis (wild Malaysian banana), 867 nucleotides long. RefSeq names its product ethylene-responsive transcription factor 11. Lineage: Eukaryota; Viridiplantae; Streptophyta; Magnoliopsida; Zingiberales; Musaceae. The record is from RefSeq and is a predicted model, not a curated record. Gene Ontology annotation, molecular function: DNA-binding transcription factor activity; DNA binding. Gene Ontology annotation, biological process: regulation of DNA-templated transcription.
UGCCCGCCAGCUCUCGUUCUCUUUCCGUGGCCAUUAAGCUGAAUCCUGGGAAAGGAGUAGCGAGGGUUGCGGUUCUUGCGAUGUCUCCGAGUGCGGCGAGGGGAGAGCUGCGGGAGACGCGGUUCCGAGGUGUGCGGAAGCGGCGAUGGGGGCGGUUCGCGGCGGAGAUCCGCGACCCUGCCAAGAGGAGCCGCGUGUGGCUCGGCACAUUCGACACCGCCGAGGAGGCGGCGCGCGCCUACGACGCCGCCGCCCUCCGGUUCCGCGGCACCAAGGCCAAGACCAACUUCGCCUACCCCGGCCCUCUCUACGCCCCUGUCGUCGCCGGAUCCGUCCCCUCCAGCCCCAGCAACAGCAACGCCGAGUCCUCCACCCCCUCCCCGAAGGCCGGUGCCGUCACCGCUCUCCUGCCGCUCGAUCUCGAGCUCGGCCACGCGUCCGCCAGGUUCUCCUUCCCUCACCGCCCGGCCUCCUCCGCGCGGGAGGCGACGGUGAGCCACCACUGUCUCGCGUUGGACCGAGCAGCGGCCUUGACCGGCAUGAGUGUCUGUGACCGUUUACAGAGUGCGUCGGAUUCGGUCUCGCCGGCGGAGCCGACUAUGAGGCUUCCCUUCGACGUCGAUCUCAACCUGUCUCCUCCAUCCGAGGUGGUCUGAUCCAAACGCCCGGGGUUAGAUCCGAUACUGAGAGAAUUAGAUCCGACAAUUUACCUAUAUAUACACACACACACACACAAUAUUUCUCGAUGUAAUUUUCCUUUUUCUUUUUGCACUGAGAAAGUGAAUCAGACAAAGAUAUCCAACUCAGUGUUAUAUUUACUACUCAUUUUACUUAUGCCAUCCCACUAAAAAGUUUAGCCACGUGUAA